UAUUGAGACAACAAGACAUUAAUAGCAGCGUAAUAGAUCGGAUUCCUGUCUGUGAGCAGAACUGGAUCGUUUUAGCCGUAUAAUGACGCUGAUGUGAGUGUUUACAACAACAACAUGUUCAGUUCGGCCACUUAGAGUUCGUUAAAAAACGACCGAAGAAGAAGAAAUGGAUUCAGAUCACAGGCUGCUGGAUCUGAACCAAACACCUCAAAUAACCCGACACGGAGCAGAUCGUCUACAGCAGAAUUUCACAGAUCAUCAGGAUGGGAACUCUAAUGUGAACCAGGAGAAAGAAGAACUUGUUCAGAUUAAAGAAGAAUGGGAUGAACUGAAACCGCUGCAGAUGACAGACAGCAAGAAGCAGCAGGAACUUCUGAAUGUAACCGAGAACCAGGCGGCCCUACAACAUCAGGGGAUAAAGGAAGAACAGGURGAACUACAAGUUCUGCAGGUCAAAGAGGAACAUGAGGUGGAACAAGAGACUCCGCACAGAUCGCAGAACCAUGUGGAGCGAGAGAAUCAGCACAUAAAACCAGAACCAGAGGAACUGGAAAUCCUGCAGGUGAAAGUGGAAGAGAUGGAAAUGUGUAUUAGUCGGGAUGGGGAGAAGGUCUCACUGAAGCAGGAGGCYAAUUCCUUUGAGGAAAGASACUGUGUGGAACCAGAACCAAUCAGGAAUGGASYCGACUCCCAGGACUCUCCAGAAGCUGAGAACCWGAACCAGGAAGGGAGCAAUCCUGAAGACUCMGAAUCAAGCCGGGACGAGAACCUGUAUUCCUGUGAAGUUUGUGAUAAAUAUUUCACACUCAGCAGUUACUUAAAUGAUCACAUGAGAACUCACACAGGUGAGAAGGCGUUCGCCUGUCUGACCUGUGGAAARACGUUCACUCAGAGAUGUAACCUGACCCGUCACAUGAGAGCUCACACGGGCGAGCGACCUUAUCCAUGCGAAGUGUGYGGCAAAGGUUUCAACGACAGYGGGGAUUUAACUCGUCACAUGAGAACACACACGGGUGAGAAACCUUUCUCGUGUGUGACYUGUGGGAAGGGUUUUACCAGGCAGAUCAGCCUGACCGCUCACAUGAGAAUACACACGGGUGAGAAGCCUUACCCAUGUCUGUCCUGUGGGAAAAGUUUCACUCAAAGCAGCGCCUUAACCGUCCACAUGAGAACCCACACGGGUGAAAAGCCGUAUCCCUGCGGGGUGUGUGGGAARCGUUUCUCCCGGAGCUGCCACCUAAACGUCCACAUGAUCACUCACACAGGCGAGACAUUCCCGUGUCUCACSUGUGGGAAACAUUUCACCCACAACAGUGCCUUAAACGUCCACAUGAGRAUUCACACAGGUGAGAAGCCGUAUCCGUGUGGGUUGUGCAGCAAGUCCUUCUCUCGGAGUAGCCUACUGACUGUUCACAUGAGAACGCAUUCGGGAGAGAAGCCCUAYCCAUGCGAAGUGUGUGGGAAGUAUUUCUCACGGCGCAGCCACCUGACAGAUCACAUGAGGACCCACACGGGGGAGAAGCCUUUCUCCUGUCAGACCUGUGGAAAGUGUUUCAGUGGCAGGCAUAGUUUGAAGUUUCACAUGGGGACUCACAUGCGAGAAAAUGUUUAACCUGAGAAAUCAUAGAGUUCAUUAAGCUGCACUUCUUGAGCRCUUAUAUAAAUAAUUGAUCUUGAAAGCUAAAAGAGUAAAAGUUUCAGUUAAUUCAAAAGUAAAUAAUAAAACUUAUAUUUAUAACUUAUUUUAUCUUUUAAACRUUUAAAAAGAAAUAUAUGUAUUUUUAAGUGUGAUUAUUAAUGUUUGUGUGUUAUUUGUAGAAUAGRGGUGAUCGACACUGCUAACUAAAAAGUUAGCUCUGCUAACCCCACAGCACUAAUCAUAAACAAACACUAAAGCACUAGUCCAACACGGUAUUUAGUCGAAGCUAUUGCUAAAACACUAAACUCAAUCAUGGUGGWACCCACCAUGUGUUAACCACAUGGCAUGGAGUAUGUCGGCCUAUAAGAGGUGACAUCUGUCGCGACACGCCUACCUGUAAGGUGGCACUUCAGGAGGAGAUUCUUUAGAACAGACAUYUCCCCUCAUGGUUUCAUUUUUAUAGUUGUUGAGUUUUGCUAACACUAAUUAUGUUGCUAAUUUUGCCUAAUUGACCRRUCAGAAAGCACACAGCACAUCAAGAAGAUUUUAAACAGUAGAACAGUAAUGCAUUAUGGGUACAGAAAAUKUAAUCACUAGUGGAGAAAAGGAUGAGUACCAAUAAAAAGACUCUAAAACAAUUAAUAAAUGUGAACUUUUGCAUGCAUGGGUUUAACACUUCUGGUGGUUCAUGCAAGUCUUGUAUUUGUCUGUAAACCUCAUUUAUUCGUUUGAUGUACUGGCUCAUUAAAGUUCCUGUAAUAAAGAAAGAAUGUGAAGAUAGGAAACAAAA
This is a messenger RNA of Poecilia reticulata (guppy), 2429 nucleotides long. RefSeq lists its product as uncharacterized. The record is from RefSeq and is a predicted model, not a curated record. Gene Ontology annotation, molecular function: DNA-binding transcription factor activity, RNA polymerase II-specific; RNA polymerase II cis-regulatory region sequence-specific DNA binding. Gene Ontology annotation, cellular component: nucleus. Lineage: Eukaryota; Metazoa; Chordata; Actinopteri; Cyprinodontiformes; Poeciliidae. Gene Ontology annotation, biological process: embryo development; regulation of transcription by RNA polymerase II.